AUGUUUGAAUAUCACGAGGAUAUCGUCCACGAUGAGGGUUUCAGCUCUGGCCAUGGACACUUCAAGACAUGGCCUGGUGGCAUGGAACGAAUCAAGGGAUCCCGUCUUCGAAGAAUGUUUCUACCAAGGCUAUCCCGCGAAUUUUCAGAGGAAGAAUACUCGGGCAACGGAACUCAACUGCUGCAGAAGUUCCUCAAGGAAGGAAAAUGCGAUCAAGUGCCUCCCGCUAUCAUCCAGCGAGAAGAAAGGGUGCACAGAAGAUGGGUGGGCCAGUGCCAUCCGUCAGUCAUGAUCAACCAUCCAAUCUGGCUGAUGAACCGGCCCCCCAUUUCUGAGCUUUACGGGGACUGUGGCACUGAUGGAAUUGUCGAGGCCGCCGGGAAAGUCCCAGGCCUGCACUGCGAAAAAGCCGUCGGCCUCAUGACUCAGGUGAUCUUUUUGGGUUGGAAUGUCUUGAGUGUGCAACAAAGCGCCAAGAGCCACGUUGAUGGAAAGACGAUAGCCAUCCAGACAUUGCAGCAGAACAUAAGGAUCUAUGAUGUCUAUUGCGAGCAACCUCACUGGCCGAAACGAAACUUGAAAAUCGACAUUGAAGAAACGCUCACACCUGGGGGGUUCAAAGCUUCGUUCUACCUUGGGGAAGCGGACGGCCUUAUGAUCAUCUGUGCCAGUCAAUCUGGACUGAAAGAGUACUGCUUUCGAGCAGACCGUGGCAAAGGCAAUUGGUACAAUUAUCCAGAUGAUGAGCAUGAUUAUGGCCACGAUUUCUCCUCGCCCUCGCCCUCUGGUGGCGAGAACAACGUUUCAAUCGGAGAAAACCAUCAACCCGGUUACAAGGAAAAGCAGAAGCCGAACCAUCCUCCGCGAACAAAAAGAGAAACAUGGAAAAGCUACGCUUCAAGUAUCCAAUGCUGCUCAGAUGUCGCGAGAUUGGGGAAAACAUGA
Molecule: messenger RNA, 945 nt
Organism: Penicillium manginii
Lineage: Eukaryota; Fungi; Ascomycota; Eurotiomycetes; Eurotiales; Aspergillaceae
Exons: 4
Coding region: 1-945 (314 amino acids)
Source: RefSeq, a predicted model, not a curated record